CUUCCUGUUGUCACGGCAUGGGGUUAGUUAUCUAAGCUCUGAGUGUAGAGGCUAAGACUCUGGGAAGAAAAUCCUUCUUCUUGUGAAUGUGACACACAUGGGCUCCACUUUCCAUAUGCUGAGAUUAUACUUCCUCCUCAGUUUGAUGUGCUUGGUGAGAUCAGACACAGGUGAAACAUGUCCUUCAUUUACCAAACUGAGUUUUCACAGUGCAGUGGUUGGAACGGGACUAAAUGUGAAGUUGAUGCUCUACACAAGGAGAAACCCAACCUGCGCAGAAGCCAUCAACUCCACAGUUUUGGGAAACUUGAAUGUAACUAAGAAAACCACCUUUGUGGUCCAUGGAUUCAGGCCGACAGGCUCUCCUCCAGUAUGGAUAGAGGACUUAGUAGAGGGUUUGCUCUCUGUGGAAGACAUGAAUGUGGUUAUUGUUGAUUGGAAUCGAGGAGCUACUACUGUAAUGUACAACCAUGCUUCUAGUAAGACCAGAAAAGUGGCAACAGUCUUGAAGGAAUUUAUCGAUCUAAUGUUGGCAGAAGGAACUUCUCUGGAUGACAUUUACAUGAUUGGAGUAAGUCUAGGAGCCCACAUAGCUGGGUUUGUGGGAAAGAUGUAUGAUGGCCAGCUGGGGAGAAUUACAGGUCUGGACCCUGCGGGCCCUUUAUUCAACGGGAAACCUCCAGAGGACAGAUUAGAUCCCAGAGACGCACAAUUCGUUGAUGUCAUCCAUUCUGACACAGACGCACUGGGCUACAAGAAACCAUUAGGAAACAUAGACUUCUACCCAAAUGGAGGAUUGGAUCAACCUGGUUGCCCCAAAACAAUAUUUGGAGGAAUGCAGUAUUUUAAGUGUGACCACCAGAGGUCCGUGUAUCUGUACCUUUCUUCCUUGAGAGAGAACUGCACCAUCACCGCGUAUCCCUGUGACUCCUACCGGGAUUAUAGGAACGGCAAGUGCGUCAACUGUGGCAAACCACAGACGGAGCCCUGUCCUGUUCUGGGCUAUUAUGCUGAUAACUGGAAAGACUAUUUAAGGGAGGGGGAUCCUCCUAUGAUUAAAGCAUUCUUUGACACAGCUGAGGAGAAACCCUUCUGCAUAUAUCAUUACUUUGUGGAUAUUAUAACCUGGAAUAAGAACAUAAGAAGAGGAUCCAUUACAAUCAAAUUGAAAGAUAAAGCUGGAAACACGACAGAAUCCAAAAUCAAUCAUGAACCUGCAACAUUUCAGAAAUACCACCAAGUGAGCCUGCUUGCAAGAUUCAAUCAAGAUUUGGAUAAAGUGGCAGCCAUUUCCUUGGUGUUCUCUACAGGAUCUGUAAUUGGCCCAAGGUACAAGCUCAGGAUUCUCCGAAUGAAGUUAAGGUCACUUGGCCAUCCAGAGAGGCCCCAGUUGUGUCGGUAUGAUCUUGUACUGAUGGAAAAUGUUGAAACAGUCUUCCAACCUAUUCUUUGCCCAAAGCUGCAAAUGUAAUUGUUGUCAGGACACCUGAGUACCAGUAACAUCAAGAAUGCUACAACUGCAGGCUUUUUAAAGCUUCACUUCAUCUUUUCCUCAAGGCACAAAAAGUAUGGAAUAACCAGGGUUGUUUUUCUUUUUUUUCUUUUACAGUAAUGUCCUAUGGAUGUCACACUGCAAAAUGUCAAACAACCUUGGAUUAUGAAACAGUUCUGGGAAGGGAUUCUCUAAGUAGGGCAAAUCAGAAAUAGCUAGGUUCCCGACGGCCUAGCCCCGUGUUAGGCUGUGUCCUGGGGCCUCGUUUGUUCCGAACUGUCGAUUCUGCUGCUUGUCACUCGGGCAGUUCUGCCCAUCACAGUGGCCAUCCAAGCAUCUUAAGGGAAGGACUGGCUUGGAGGCCUCACUUUGGACUUCACUCUAUGUUCCCUAUGCCAGAUCCUUCCAGGCUCUGCACAAAGAAGGGAAUGGAAACAGACCUACCUCACAGGGCUCUUGUGUGUGCUUGGGAGGCAAGGCUUUGAAGGAUUCUUUGAAAUCCCCUGGGUGCCACUUCUGUGAGUGGCUUGAUACAUGUGAAUAUGCUUUUAUUUAUUUUGAUACCACUUAUCUAAUGUGCAACAAGAGAGUUUCUCCUUAUCAACACCAGCUUCUCUCUUAAGCUAUUUGCUUUAGAAAGGCAGAAAACCAUACCCCUGGCUUCCUGCCUUAUUUAAAGUGGGUUAGUGCAGGAGGAGGUAGGGACAGACCAAGAGGGCAGCUGCUUGGACUAGACAGUAAGUGGAUGAGGGAAGAAGAGCAGAUGAAACAGAGGGGAAGCCCUGCUCAAAGGGAGAAGGGAUAGGGCAGGAGGCAGGAGAGAGGAAGUGGAACUUGUUUUUCACUUAAGGUGAAGAAGCAUCAUUUUACAUGCAACCCUCAUUUUAAGCAAUACUUAAGAAAUGUUUUGUUUUUCUUUUUUACCAAUGUAAUCUGUAAUUAUUGAAGGAAAUUUAGAAAUGCACAAAUGCAAAAUGAAAAUAUGCUAUCCAUAGUCCCAGGGCUUCCCUGGUGGCUCAGGGGUAAAAAAAGAAUCUGCCUGCCAAUGCAGAUGUGGGUUCAAGCCCUGGGUCAGGAAGAUCCCCUGGAGA
This is a messenger RNA of Cervus elaphus (red deer), 2583 nucleotides long. It is a transcript of the gene LIPH, whose product is annotated as lipase H. NCBI's taxonomy places the organism in Eukaryota, Metazoa, Chordata, Mammalia, Artiodactyla, Cervidae. The transcript has 10 exons. The record is from RefSeq and is a predicted model, not a curated record. Gene Ontology annotation, biological process: lipid metabolic process. Bases 98 to 1471 code for a protein of 457 amino acids. Gene Ontology annotation, molecular function: carboxylic ester hydrolase activity; lipase activity.